This is a messenger RNA of Oryzias latipes (Japanese medaka), 2297 nucleotides long. RefSeq names its product galectin-4. NCBI's taxonomy places the organism in Eukaryota, Metazoa, Chordata, Actinopteri, Beloniformes, Adrianichthyidae. The record is from RefSeq and is a predicted model, not a curated record. Gene Ontology annotation, molecular function: carbohydrate binding.
CACACAAACACAAAGUCAAUGAUGUGCUGCCCCAGCGUCUUUUAGAAGCUGUGGUCGGCGUGGUUACGUCGUUUUCGUGUUCGCCAUGAAGAGGCGCUAGCAGACGAGACGUGCUAUCCACAACAGGUUAACUUUGAAUUUGACAGUUUGGCUAAAGUAUUUAAAUGUUCAAAAGUAUGGUAUUGCAAUAAAAAGGUUUGUUAAAUAGUUCAAUUAAAUGAAAUGCUACUAAAAGAGUUAACUGAACAGUCAGGUCGGCCCUCACACGGUUCCUUGUCAUCAGACCUGGCCCUUCGUUGCAAAAGCUUUGAAACCCCCUGAUGUUGUGACGCUAAACGAGGUAAGUUUGGAGCAGAAGUGGUUUGAUGCUCGAUGAUGUCGAUUUCCUCCAAACGAUCACUUAAGGAGGAAACUUCAACAACAAGCAGCAACUGAACGUCUUCCGCUGAUCAUUUCACACUUUUCUCUGAUGGAUCAAUAGUUUAACUUGCGGCAACUUCUGUGUUUGUUAAAAGUUUGUUACUUUUGAAGUUUUCUCCAUCAGGUGGUUGGAGUUCCUCUUGUUUUCACAUGCAACAAAGUUCAAGAGUUUGUUAUUCUGUGUUUUCUGGGCUCUAAAGCUUCAUUUAGCCCUGGAAACGUUGGCUAAUUCUACAGAAAGUUAUGAAACAGUUGUGGUAAAGGUCACUCCUCAUGACCUCAGACCAUCGCCGUUUCAUCUCCGUUGAAACAUUUACUCGUGCUUGGAAGUCUUUGUUAUUCUAGGAUCGGCAGUAAGUCAUGAAUCUCUGUCGUUUCCGGUUUGUUCAUGUGAUUGAUGAGUCUUCCUCCAGCCAUCAGUCACGCUGCACUGUUCUGAUGAAAGAAAAUCUCUGUCAAUGGCUAACGGAGUUGCCACACCUCUGUUUCCUUUGAGUCAUCAAUGCUGUCCGUGCAGAGGUUUUUCUGCAUUAAACUUGCUGAGUUCUCCUCCAGCGUUGGUAUAAAACCAAGCAGCUGCUGAACAAAACCCCAUUUCUGUCAUCCUUACCGUCUUCCUGUGAGCCGCCAUGACUUUCGUCGCUCCUCCAGGCUACCAGCCGGUCUACAACCCUAGAAUUCCGUAUCUCGGACCAAUCCACGGAGGCCUGAGAGAAGGCAUGUCCAUCUACAUCCAGGGCUCCAUUCCUAAGGACAUCUCCAGGUUCCACGUCAACCUGCGAUGCAACGAGUCCGCGUCGGGCGACAUCGCCCUGCACUUCAACCCCCGCUUUGACGGCUUGGACAAAGUGGUCUUCAACUCCUACAGGAAUGGCUCCUGGGAGUCGGAGGAGAAGGUCCGCAGCAUGCCGUUCACCGCGGGCCAGGCCUUUGAGACGGUCAUCGGGGUCGGCGCACAGGGCUACGAGGUUAAAGUCAACGGAAAGGACUUUCACACGUUCAAACACCGCCUGCCUGUGCAGGAGGUCCGUGGAAUCCAGGUGGAAGGAGAUGUUUCCGUCCAGAGCAUCACCGUCAUCGGGGGAGGAACAGCAGCGGGAGGAAAUCCAGGACUCGGGAUGGGGGGAGGAUAUCCAGGAGGAAUGGCACAGGGGGGAUACCCGGGAGGCUGCAUGGGGGAUGGCUAUCCAGGAGGAAAUGCAGGAGGUCUGGGGGGGGGAUACCCAGGAGGCUGCGCGGGUGGAAUGGGGCCGGGAGGAUUUCCAGGAUCCAGUCUGCCUGGUUUGGGCGGACAGCCGAUUCACAACCCAGCUGUUCCCUUCUCCACCAUGAUCCACGGAGGAAUGCACCCCAAGAAGACCUUCAUCAUCCGAGGCAGGGUGCCGUCUGGAGCGGACAGGAUGGCCGUCAACUUCGUGGCGAGCGGGUCCGGGAACACGGCCCUCCAUUUGAACCCCAGGGUGAAGGCGGGGGAGGUGGUUCGCAACAGCAGGAUUGGGGGCGACUGGGGCAAAGAGGAGCGCCAGCUCAGCACCAACCCCUUCAGGGAGGGGCAGUUCUUUGACGUACGUGAGAGCGCCGCGGAGGUGAGUUCUGGUGCAGACGCGCCGUCCUUUUCAGUAAAUCCUCCAUCUCGCUGCCAGAUGUCCAUUCGCUGUGGAAACCAAAAGUUCAAGGUGUUUGUGAACGGAGAGCAUCUGUUCGACUUCGCCCACCGGAUGUCCUUCUACGAGAUCAACAUGCUGGAGAUCCGCGGCGACGUGCAGAUAUUCUACGUCCAAUUUUAGGACGUUCUCUGGACGCACUGACGUCAUGUGAGAAUACGAUCUGUGCCGAGAUACGACACGACUCGAAUAAAAAGAAACCACCAAAAUCGA